This is a messenger RNA of Saccoglossus kowalevskii, 2190 nucleotides long. RefSeq lists its product as uncharacterized. Lineage: Eukaryota; Metazoa; Hemichordata; Enteropneusta; Harrimaniidae. The record is from RefSeq and is a predicted model, not a curated record.
CUAGCGAUCACGUUUCCAAGCCUUAGACGUGAGCCAAUGCACAAAACAAUGCACGACUGUGUGUAGCUCUCAUUACUACAUGCAAACUGUCAACAUUUCGGUAUGAAUCAUUCGUCUUGGUUCAGCAGCGUACGCAUGGAGUGCAGUAGAAAGAAUGUGAUGUGUACUUCUGUGCUUGUCAUCUUCUCUCUGAUCGUAAUCAAAAGUGCGGUGUUCAUGCAGUCUUCAUAUGGUGACGUGUCUUAUUUUCGCUGGAGUCCCAAUGUGUAUGCAAAUAAUGAUGUUCAUCGUCUAAAAACCACCUUACCAUCCGAACAGUGUAUAAAACGUUUUUACCGCCCCGUGGACUGUAACCCAGUUAAGAAAUUAAUCUAUAUUAAAACACACAAGACCGGAAGCACUACCUUAGCUUCUAUUAUCGAAAGAUACGGUUACACACGAAAUCUAACUAUGGCAAUCCCGAAGGGAAAUCACAUAUUUUCAAAGACUUCCCAGCCGUUUCAGAGAAGUAUGGUAGCAGAGAUAGAUGAAGGGACACACUUUGACAUGCUGACAAACCACGCCCGGUACAACCGACCAGAACUAGACAGUGUGAUACCAAAUGCAACAUACAUAACUAUAUUACGUCAUCCAGUGAAACAGUUUGAGUCGUCGUUUAGUUAUUUCAGAUGGAAUAAGUACAUUCGAAGUAAUGAUCCAAUUAUGGAGCUAUUCCGUAACUCGACAAAGUACAUUGAUAAACUUCCAAUGAAAGGUCUUGUUCAGAAUGGGCAACUCUUUGAUUUGGGUUUGACCGCCGAACAAACGCUGAAUGAAAGCAUAGUUGAAGAAAAGAUAUUGUCGUUGGACAGGGAGAUGGAUCUCAUCCUUAUCACAGAGUAUUUUGAUGAAUCUUUAUUAAUAUUACGCGAUUUACUAUGUUGGUCUGUUGAUGAUAUAUUGUAUAUUUCAAACGGAAUACGAAAGGAAACACAAAGAAGAAAUUUGACUUCAACAGAGAAAGAUAGCAUCCUCCAAUGGAACAAGUCAGACUUGAAAUUGUACCAAUAUUUUGAAAAAAUAUUAGCGUCGAAGAUAAAGCAAUAUGGUCCCUGUUUUGAACAUGACCUUCAACUAUUCCGUAAACGCCGUGACAAAAUCAUGGAGCAGUGCCUCGAAAAAAAUAUUUUUGAUGUUGUACAAGGACGAGAGAGCAGAUAUGUUCUUAAACGUAAUGCAACUGAGUUUUGUUUGAACCUCUGGCGAGGCGAUGUCACAUUCACAGGACUGAGAAGAAAAGCAAAUCGACUGCAUGCUAAGCAAAAUAUUUCUACACACUCCAACCAUGUCAUACUCUGUAAUAUUCAAUUACAAUUCUGGUUCCCCAAUAACUCUGUGUGCUUUGGAUAUAGUGGUGAUGACGGGUGCACUGAUGGUGAUGACGGGUGCACUGACGGUGAUGACGGGUGCACUGAUGGUGAUGACGGGUGCACUGAUGGUGAUGACGGGUGCACUGAUGGUGAUGACGGGUGCACUGAUGGUGAUGGCGGGUGCACUCAGGCUGAUGGUAUCCUGACACUACUCUUAGUAGUUAUAAUGCAUGGUUGUAUUGGAAAGCCGGUCAAAGAUGGGAAAAAGGGGAAACACGGCAAAGACGAGAACGGAGGACGCAGCACAAGGGGAUCAACGGAUAUAAACGACGAAUAUAGCCGAUUGGUGUUACUUGUCAAAAUUUUACAAAAAAAGACUAAAGAAAUGUAUACAAAAUAUGAGGAUAGCAACCCGAAACUAAUGAAUGAACUAUCGACUCAUCAUGUGAAUGGCCUGCCGAACGCUAUUGACAGACAAAGUGAAAAAAAAUUUGAAGAACAAGAGCUGCUGAUGGCACAUCGACGAAAUCUGGAGAUGUAUUCACUAUUUAUGAAGAAAGCAAUGAAAUCACUUGACAAGAAAGAGAAACGUAUUUUCAAGAACAUAUAUCGUUUUGUUGGAAAUACAAAAAACAAAAUAGCUGACAUAUUGUCUUUGUUGGGAUGCACAGACGAAGUCAGAGAAAACCUUUCCAAGGAAGAGAAGAAAAAGGCGAGGUCCAUUAGCAAAUUCCAGCCAUCAGAAUACCGAGGGGUUAAAGUGGUGUAUGAAUUAUUCAUGUACAUUGGACGUGCUAAGCAAGGCGUGGAAUCGCUCAGCACGAAACACGAGAUGGACUGA